UUCUGGACGUUAAAAAGAACGUCAUCUGCUUCAUACAUUUAACUUAGCUUUAGCCAACAUUAGCUUACCGGUUACGUCGUAUGGCCAAACGAGCAUGUUCCUUGUCAACCGGUAGUUCUCCUGUAUCUGGCACUGCUGUCAAAUAUGACUUCGAAAGCCCUACCCCGACGCGGACACGUACCGAGAAAGGAACUGACUGGCUAGCUUUCGUUACGUGCUAGGUGGCUAGCGGCCGCUGGACGAAAGAGGCUAAUGUUUAAAGAGCGCUAAGCCUAUCACAACAAGCCCAGCUCCUUAAACACAACCUGCCCCUGUGCCACCCAAACAAGGACGAGAAUCAGCAUCUCCUUAAACUGCAGCUGUGGGUCUCUACAGAACAGCACCAUGGGUGCCUUCCUGGACAAGCCCAAAACAGAGAAGCACAACGCCCACGGAGAAGGGAAUGGUAUUCGCUAUGGGCUAAGCUCCAUGCAGGGAUGGCGAGUGGAAAUGGAAGAUGCUCACACAGCUGCACUGGGACUGCCUGCUCCCGGUCUUAUGAACUGGUCGUUUUUUGCGGUCUACGAUGGCCAUGCGGGCUCCAAAGUUGCCAAUUACUGCUCCAAGCACCUUCUGGAACACAUAAUCAGUGCCAGUUUUGGGGCCGGAGGGCAGCAGAGCUCACUGGCUGGUUCAGAGAGCGCUACUGAUGCCCCUACAGCAGAGGAUUCCCCCACAGUGGAAGCUGUAAAAGCAGGCAUCCGGACAGGCUUCCUGAGGAUUGACGAGCACAUGCGCAGCUUCUCCGACCUACGGAAUGGCAUGGACCGAAGUGGCUCCACAGCCGUGGGUGUCCUCUUGUCACCUGACCAUUUCUUUUUCAUGAACUGCGGCGACUCUCGAGCCGUUUUGUACCGAAACUCUCAAGUGUGCUUCUCGACGCAUGACCACAAGCCUUGCAACCCACGCGAGAGGGAACGUAUCCAGAACGCCGGCGGGUCCGUCAUGAUCCAACGGGUGAAUGGGUCAUUAGCCGUCUCCCGGGCCUUGGGGGACUACGACUACAAGUGCGUAGUUGGCAGGGGCCCCACAGAGCAGCUGGUGAGUCCGGAGCCCGAGGUUUAUGCAAUGGUUCGGACCCCCGAGCAGGAUCAGUUUGUGAUCCUCGCAUGUGAUGGAAUCUGGGAUGUCAUGUCUAACGAGGAGCUGUGCGAAUUUGUCAAAUCGAGGCUUGAGGUAUCUGAUGACCUGGAGAGAGUUUGCAAUGAAGUGGUGGACACCUGCCUUCACAAAGGGAGCCGGGAUAACAUGAGUGUUGUGUUAGUGUGUUUGCCCAACACCCCCAAAGUGUCUGAGGAAGCUGUGAGGAGAGAUGCAGAGCUGAACCAAUACUUGGAGUCUCGCGUGGAAGCGAUGCUGUCCCGGCCGGCCGACGAGGGCUUUCCAGAUCUGGUGACGGUGAUGAGGAACCUGGCCACUGACAGCGGCAUGCCAGCUCUACCACCAGGGGGAGGCCUUGCCAGCAAACAAAGCGUUAUUGAAGCAGUCUACAACAGCCUAAGUCCAUACAGAGAGGAAGAAGGGGUCAGUAUCCACCGCGCUAUACAAGACUUUGUAAAUGCUACAUUUGACAAGUCUAAGUGAUGGUGUCCCAUGUGGGUGCCGACAUUGGGCCGUUGGACGGUUUGACUUUGAAGUUUGGUGUUAUGUUAGUGUGUGUGUGUGUAUGUCCAUAAAAAGCAUGUUUUUAAGUUUGGGUUUUUUUUUUUUUUUUUGGGCCUCAAGCAUUUUACUUAGAUCCCCCACUGUUGUAAUAUACAGGGAGUCCUCAAGGUCAGUUUCUACGCUCGCAACGAAUUCAGGAUUGUUACGUUGCCGUAACGUAACACAAAUUUCUGAGCGAGUCAGAUUUUGCUGCUAAACUAAAAAAUUGCGUCAAAAUUAGGUCUGUCAAACGAUUGAAUUUUUUAAUCGAGUUAAUUACAGCUUUAAAAUUAUUCGUUCAUUCAUUUUCCAUGCUGCUUUUCCUCACGAGGGUCGCGGAGGUGCUGGAGCCUAUCCCAGCUAACUUCGGGCAGUAGGCAGGGGACACCCUGAACUGGUUGAUUAAUCGUAAUUAAUCACAAUGCAAACCAUCUAUAAAAUAUGCCAUAUUUUUCUGUAAAUUAUUGUUGGAAUGAAAAGAUAAGACACAAGACGGAUAUAUACAUUAGAAAUACGGUACAUAAGUACUGUAUUUGUUUAGUAUAACAAUAAAUCAACAAAAUUGCAUUAACAUUAACAUUAUCUUAAAGCGAUCCAUGGAUAGAAAGACUUGUAGUUCUUAAAAGAUAAAUGUUAGUACAAGUUAUAGAAAUUUUAUAUUAAAACCCCUCUAAUGUUUUCGUUUUAUUAAAAUUUGUUAGAUUUUGAAUCAAAAAAAUAAACUAGUAGCUCGCCAUUGUUGAUGUCAAUAAUUAAACCAUGCUCACUCAUGGUACCUACCCAUAAAAUCAUUUGGACCCAAACUCCAGCAGAGGGCGCCAAACACCAAAAACAAGUAACAAGCGGACAUUACACUGUCUGUCAUUUUAGUCUGUUUGAGUGGGGCAUGUGCGUGAAUUGCGUCAAAUAUUUUAACGUGAUUAAUUUAAAAAAUUAAUUACCGCCCGUUAGCGCGAUAAUUUUGACAGCCCUAGUCAAAAUACAUUGCAACCUGAAGCAUAUAUGCAACCCCAUUCGUUCCAAUACUGUCCUUAUUUUUCGGUUACAUGAACCGGAAGUUGUUUGACUUUGACUGUCAGCGACGUAAGGUCUUUGUGAAAACAUAAGUGCAUUUGGCCAAGAGCAAGGCGUUUUUGCGCCACCGAUUAACUUUUGUCUGAACACAGCAUAUCUUUACUGAUGUCUCGCCUUUGUUUUUUUUUUUAUAUUAAGCUUUGUUUCCAUAGUAAUUGCUAUUCAGAAUCUAGAAGACCCAGCUUUCUUCUUUGAGGUCAUGAUGUGAAAAAAGUAGAGCAUAAAGGCAGAUAAGCACAAUGCGCUAUAGUGCUGGGAACUUCAUGCCAGACGAGGCACGCGUGUUGUAGUCAAACCGUCAUAGGUAUAGGACAUUGUAACCCGAGGACUCCCUGUAAUUCUUUUUCACUGCACCUAAGGUACCUCUUCACUACUUUAGGUGUGUAGCACAUUGCCAUUUUGGAGUUCGUUUCAAGCUCUGUGUUUACACAGAAGGUGUCACUUUUUGGACCUCAACCACAGUCUAAAUAUUCAGCGCCCCCAUUCACAACUCACCUUUUGCAAUGUAAAAGUUGUUCUAAAUGUAAUGGUCCACACCUUUACCCCCUCUGAGAAAGUUUGUGUUUGACGCUACAUGAUCACAAACACACAAAUAUGGAAAAACAAUUGUUUUUUUCAUGGUUAAAUACAGUUUACAUUAAACCCAUUGUUUCAUAUGGAUAGAUGGUGUUGAUUUCAUGGUAAAACUACAGAAUAAAAAGAUUAGUACUUCUUAAAAGAUAAAUGUUAGUAUAAGUUACAAUAAUUUGAUGUUCAAACCCCUCUUAAUGUUUUUGUAUGUAUAAAAAUUGAACAAUUAGUUUAACUAGUUGGUUGCCAUUGUUGUUGACGACGCAAUGCACUCUGGGUUAUGACAUCACUGGGCAGUGCUGCCGUACUUCCACAGUGUUGCUGGUUAGCUACAUAAACAUGUCGUUGGUUCUGCCCUUCCAAUUUGAACCUGAGCGGAAAAGCAAUGAGCAGUAAUCCACUGUCAAUAUUUCACAAAACAAGCUGCAAAAGCAACUAAAUGAAGGUCUCCAGCGGGAUUCGAACCCGCCUUUCCUGCGCAUAGAUCACAAGACUAUACUUCUGCGUGACGUUAGAGUAAUGACUUCCCUUUUAAAGCAAUUGCAACCCACAUGGGUUGUCUGUCCAUACAGCAAAACCUGAAAGGGAAACGCAUCUGAAAAAAAAAAGUGUGGCUGGCUUGACCACGGAACGAGAAAACAAGGCUCACUUUAGACAGCAAGUAGACAACAAUAGCAUAGGGAUUGCGUAAAUAGGUUUAUUGAACACACACACACACAAAAAAAACGCAAUCGUGAGAAGGGAGACACAAAAAGAUCAGGAUAAAAAAAAAAAAAAACGAGGGAAAACUGGUGAGAGGCAGACAAACAAAAAAAAAGGAAGGCAAUGAUGCAACUAGCAACGAAGGGAUAUACAAACUGUCAAAUGGCAGCAGGUCAAUAUCUCGGCAAGCCGCCUAGGAUCGGUUUAAAGACACUGCUGAUGAGCUUGAAUUGGAUGCAGGUAUGACGUUGGGAACUCAUCCCACAGAUCUGUAACAAAAACAAUCUGACCAGCAGCAGGAUGUGACAAAGUCAUGCCAGUCGUCAUACUAGCUUCGCUUGCUAGCUAGCACAGCUAUUCUCCCAGUCUAACCCGACUGCGUCAUCAGCCCCAGCAUGCAUUGCGCCCGCAAAACAUGGCACCCUCCAUAGGUCAAAACAUGAACUAACUAUUAUAGAUUUUUAAAUCAAUGGCAAUAAUAAAUGUUUCUAAUAACACAUUUUAGUCAAAGUUCAAUUGUGGCUAUUAGAGCCUACAAGUCUUUAAGUCCGAGGAUCCCUUUAAAAGGCCACAACAUUAAAUACUUCUACUCCAUUUCUUACUUUACUCUAUUAUCUGGGAUUGUUAUCAGUCAAUUCUAAUUUAAUACCUUUGUAAAUGUACAUUUUUAGACUAUUCCUCUAGCCAUAUUUUAAAAUGAGACCUCUAAAAUGCCUGUGUUUUAAUUCAAUGGACUUGUGAAAACUACCUCUAUUGACACCUCUCAGAGGUUAGUAAAUGAAAACCACAUAGGUAAUGCUUACUAGGCUCAGAAGUGCAUAGCAGAAUUUUGCCAUAUGAAUAUAGGGAAAAAAAUCACGAUUGGAACUUUUAAUUGUUUAGUAUAUUUAAAGCCAUAGUGUGUCUAAUUGUGUUCACCCUCUGAUUAAUGCAGCCCUCCUGUUUCAUUUGGUAAGUGAUCGCAUAUGUAAGUGCCCCACCCACCUUGCUUCCUCUUUUCCCUUUCUCUCUCAACUCCACGCAUACGACCUCAUACAGUCUUACAGGCAUGUCGACCGGCCACCUCCUCUUUCGACUCCCCUCUUCCCAUCCGUGUUCACUCAACACUAGCAUGCGGAGGCGCGUCUUGUGCGCCACUGCCUACAAUGGAGUGCCCCCCUUUCGCCAAAACCUGUGCGCUCAAACAUGCAUGCAUGGCCCCCGUCACGGCGGGCUGUUCUUGAACUGCACGCACGUACCCAACAACAGCAGUUUCUGUCACUUCCCGUCAACAAGACCAACGUCCUUAAACCUCCUCUGCAGGCUGAAGAGAAUUAGAAAUGUGUUGAGCCUUUGAUUUUUAUUCUGUGUUCAGGUUACUCACUGGAAAGUCUCUACAUUAUACCAAAAAAAAAAAAUCUCUUUUCCUCUUUCUAGCUCUAAUUUGACUUCUGUUUUUCACCUCCUUCUCCUCUUUUGACAUCUGUCCUCUCCCAGAGUGGCGCCGACUUGGAGUGUCACUGGUAGAAGGUCCUGAUCUUCUUGAUGGACUUAAAAACGACAAAAGAGGUCCAGGAUCAAAACUUACGUUUUUGUGCCACUGGUUUCUGUACCCUUUCCUCCACUGAGAUUUCACAAGAUAACGGUUUGAAAAUGGGAACGUAAGAGGCAUCAAGAAAGCACACUACUUUGUGCUAGCUAGCCGAAACUCUUAAGCGCCAAAGCACUACCCCUUACUUCUUGAGGACUACAGUAUUUGAGAAGUGAGGACCUCACAACACGUCGGUCAACCAUUUCUACAGCUGCUGGACUCUCCUAACCGAACUGAUGGUCUUCACUCACUUGAAACACUAAACAUUAUUUGCCUAAAAAUCCCAUAUCGAACUAUUAAAUCCCUUUUUUAAAAAAAAAAAAAAUCCACCAUGUUAAAGACAACCACAUGAUGGGACAAAAAAAUCUCCCCUUCAGCCCCAAAAGACAUCAGGCAUGUGUGUUUGAUUCGGGCGAAUCCUUUUUGCACGCGCUUUAUCAUCUCGCUACACCUCCCAGAUAUUAAUAGGACCCCACACUCUUUGUCAUUUGUGGGAUAAUUGUCGUCAAUAACGAUUCUAUUUGAGUUUUCAUUCUCUAACAAGGUUUGUGGCCUAACCUGUGCGUAUGUGAUUUGUCUUUGUGCAUACGUGCUACUCUAAUUGUUUUGUUGAACACAAAUGCACAAGGUCGUGCACAGUAUUCCAAGUUAACGUUCCAAAGAGGGUGUGCGUGACCAAAAGGAGAUGAGAUUCUCCUUUUGACACACACUUGUGAUUUUGAUUUGUAAAAUCAAAGAAAUAAAUGACUGGCAAAAAGUCAGUUUACUUGCAAAAUGUUGGUCUUGUUAUGAGAGUCCUUCCAGUUAAGGUGCCAUUACAGGUUGAAAAUGUGUUAGUUUUAUGAGAACUGGUCUUUUAAAGCAACACUUUGUAACUUUUAAGUUUUGAUCGAUUUUAGCGACUCUGGUGGACAAAAGCGGUAGUGUUUUGCCUUAAGGAAGACUACGUUUCCCAUGAGGACCAGCGCACACCAGAGCUAGGGGUGUGCCAUCUUGGGCAUUGGAUUCCAUUAUGAUUCAGGGCGCUACGAUUUGAUUAAUGAACGAUGAUCACGGUAUUGACGAUAUCGAUUAUCGAUGCAUCAUACAUUACUAAUGAAUAAAGUAGCCAAACAAAUUUAUGUCCAUUAUUUAUUUAAAAUAUCCUAAUGAUUCAAUAGGAACGAUGGAAACAUGCCCAUAUAACAAAAAGCUGCCCUUAAACUGUUGGUUUUUUUAUGUUUUUGUUUUUACAAGAAAGUGCAAAAAAAUUAACCAUUUUAAAGGCAGUACCAUAUUGGCCCGAAUAUAAGACGGCCCUGAUUAUAAGACGACCCCCUCUUUUUAAAGACUCAAGUUUGAAAAAAGACUUUUUGAACACCAAAUUAAUUUUUAUCCAGAAAAUAAUUACAGGACAUCUGAAACUAAUAAUUAUAACAAUAUAUUUAAGAGAAAAAUCAUGUUAUUUUGCCUCAUUCAAAUCGUAAUAUCUAAACAUUUAAAUAUGUAAACUAAAGUGCAAUCACAUUCGUAAAUGAAUGGCUUCUGGUUUUUGAAAUGUAAAUAAACCAAUCUAUUGUAAUAAAACAACAAAAUUGCAAUAACUGCAUUAACUAUCAAAGUAAAGUCUGACUGUAACUGUAGUCUUGAAACAAAUCUGAAUUAGGAAAAACAUUGCAAUAAAAUCAUGCAAACUGGUUAAACUUGGGAGUAGCUGAGAUCUGUCAUGACAGAACAUCACUUUAAUGAUAUCUGGCGUCAUCUAGCGUAGUGAAUGGGUAUAAUGUCUAGACCGCGAAUAUAAGAUGACCCCCACUUUUUCAGUCUUAAUUUCAAUGCAAAAAACACAGUCUUAUAUUCGGGCCAAUACGGUACUUAUUUCUCAACAUGCUUAUACAAUAAGAAGGUGCAAAAACCUUAGCUGUUUCAAAGGGAGUACUUAUUUCUCUAAAAAAAUACAAUAAAAUUUACACUGGUGGAAUGAAUUCCACAUUUUAUGGAAACAAACAAAGUGUCUUUAGAAAUAGGAAUUCUUUUAACCAAUAUACUUUGUUUUCACAUAUUUCUGUACAAUUUCACAUGUUUGUAGUGUUACCGCUGUACUUAAUCUUUGUUUUAAUCUGGAAUAAUUUAUGUACACCAGCAAACAAUGCACAAAUGGACAUGGAAAUACACAACAGCGAAUUCGCUAAUUAGCUUAGCGCUCGGCGCUAACUGUUAACAUCUCAAAAACAACAACAAUGAAGGCUAAAUUGUACAAGAGGGUUCGUGUACUCACCAUUUAUAGACACACACACACACAGGACUUGGCAAAACACUAGGGGCUUUUUCCAAUUAACACGAAUUGAACCUACUGUUGGACAACUAUAUAAGUGUAACACCAUAACCAUAACCAUAACAACUUAAAGCCAAGGAGCAAUGAACUACAGUAUCUCUUUCCAACUACUCACUCUCCCCCUAUUAGUAGGAGUAACGUUCUUACAGAAACCCACUGCCCUCUGGCGGCCGGUGGCAUUUUCUUCACAUCCAAUGUUUUGCGUGCGUCCGUUAAAGGUGUCUAGACGGCAUGCGUUUCUUGAAUUUCUUUCCGCGACGAGCGGCUGUCAUACAGUUAUUGGGGAAAAUCAUCGUUUUUGAACGUUUAGGAAUUGUAAUCGAAUUGUCACAUGUCGAAUCGCGAUGCAUCUAAUAAUCUUUUUUUUCUUUUUUUGGGAACACCCUGACUGAGCAGUGUCAUAAAAUCAUCAAUGAAUCAAAAGUCAAUCUUCCAGUCACCUGCAGAUGGCUUAAACAACAUUUCUGUUUGUGUGGAGAAUGAAGAGUAAUGACGUAAUGAAUACAGUUGUGGCUAAACAAUAGCAUUUGACGGUUAGCAACCGUUUGGCUUAGUGUGGCUAACCCCACCAGCCCACCCGAACCCGUCAGCGCAGACAAGUUCGUUUGAGGGGGAUCACAUCAGUGAGUGAAAGCCGGGCCAAUGUUUAUUAUGUAUAUCCUGGUAGCACCCCCCUCAACCCCCCAAGUAGGGUUGGGCAUCAUUUGAAUUUGAACGGCUCAGAUUCCACAUUUCGAUUCCGGUUCCAAACAGUUCUCGAUUCUGAUUCUUUUAAUAGGCAGGGUAAAAAAAAUGGCAUAGUUUACAUUAAUUUCUUAACUAACGGAGAAAAAAUACACAUAUUCUUUUGCCUAUGUUUUAGAGUGUCUUAUGCCUCAGGUAUUUUUACAUGUUACUGAGCUCCCACUAAUGGGCUAACCUAGUGCAGAAUAUCAAAAUAAACAAAAAACAACUUUUUUUUUUUUUUUUUUUUAAACCUGUCCUGUUCAGCUGUUUGACACAGAGAAUGGAAGUCUAAGUGCCCGGAUUCUGAACAGUUUUAAUGUUUCACAUUGAGAGUCUGACAUACUCCCAUUGUGAUCAUUCAAAGUACCUUUUUAUUAUGACAAAGCAGCGAACAGGAAGGGAUUAUGGGGGGACAGAAGAAAAGAAAUACAAGAGAAGAAAGAAAAGAAACACAUACACAAACAACAACAAGAAAUACAUUGAACAUCUAAACUAGUUACUAAUAUGCUGGUGCUAUUGUCAGCGAGAUGUAUUUCCGGUUUACACCAUGUGGGGGCCUAUUGGCCAGUGAAAGAGGAGAAUGGGGGUGGGGGUGUCUAUAAGACUAUAAGCUAAGUGAUUGAAAGGGGUAGAGUGUACACAAAUCAGUUCUGUGAUCUAGAACCCAGUAAUCGUGUGAAUCUCUUAUGAGUGUAAGCCCGUUGGCGACCAACCCUACGCCGCCGCAUCGCCAAUCCCGGCACCGGAACCCCCAACCCGAGCAUGCCCUACCACAUCCAGCAGCACGCAAGCCCCACCGGGCACGCGACAGCCACGCAGAAAACGCAAAAAACAACUUGUAAAACACAGUCCAGAUUAGAAGCGGGUAUAGUUUAAAAUCAGAAACAGUUUUUGUUGAGGAAAAAGAUCAUAUCUGCCUUCUCAGGCAGUAAGCGUGAGCGUUCUGGAGAGAGAGUGUCUCCUGCAUGGUUGAAAUCAAGUUGCAAUGAACAACAUCAUGUGGCUUCUUCUAAGUGGUGUUCGGCAGCGAUUUCUUUCUGAUCGGCAGUCAGGGCAUCGAAACAUUUAAUGGAAAUUUAAAAAUUCGAACCGUUCCGUGAAAAUCGGAGUAUUAGUCCCAGAUUCCAUCGAUGCUUGAUGCCCAACUCAACUCAUCAGACAAAAAUUUGUCUCGUCUUGCAUUCGCGUGAAAGCAUUCCAUGGGAUGCAGUUUGGGACAUAAUUCAGGAUUACCCUUCACACACACUGCUGAAAUGUUUUCUGCGCACUCAUACAUGCGAAAUGCUCGCACGUAUACAGGUGAGACACUCGCUUGCAUACAUGUGAAACAUUUUUUGCACACGCACACACAUUGUGAAAUCCGCGCACGCACAAAUAGAAGUGGGAACCUCUUGAUACCUCACGAUAUGUUACGAUUUGUGAUACAAAGCUCACGAUAACGAUCCGACGAUGUGGCGAUACAACGAUUGUCGAUACAUUGGUCAGGAAAUCAUUCUUGGAUAUUCUACAAACAACUAACAGAAAAACAAGCUUCUAGUAUGAAUUGGAAUUAGUUUAUCACUAGUAGACGUCCAAUCCAUUUGAACUGGGAGGGUGGCAGCGAAU
Molecule: messenger RNA, 10244 nt
Organism: Corythoichthys intestinalis (scribbled pipefish)
Lineage: Eukaryota; Metazoa; Chordata; Actinopteri; Syngnathiformes; Syngnathidae
Gene: ppm1ba
Product: protein phosphatase, Mg2+/Mn2+ dependent, 1Ba
Exons: 5
Coding region: 385-1623 (412 amino acids)
Biological process (GO): positive regulation of canonical Wnt signaling pathway; negative regulation of canonical NF-kappaB signal transduction; peptidyl-threonine dephosphorylation
Cellular component (GO): cytosol; nucleus
Molecular function (GO): protein serine/threonine phosphatase activity; magnesium ion binding; manganese ion binding
Source: RefSeq, a predicted model, not a curated record